AUGGGAACAGUGGGCGCAGGCACUUACGGUACAGUUAUGAAAUGUUUUAAUGUGAUAAACGGACAGGUGGUGGCGAUGAAAAGGUUGCGUGAUUCAAUGGCUGGUCGCCAAGGUGCUAGACAACGUCGGCACUGCGAGAUGAUGGUGCGAGAGAUUUAUCUAUUGCAGGCACUCAAUGAUGAUCAUAUAGUAUCAAUGAUUGAAGUAUUCAGAUACCAUGGUCACAUUCAUAUGGUGUUUCCGUUGAUGCGUUACAACCUUUACAAAUAUUUGGAGCUAAAUGGUGGAGCGUUAACUAUAGAUGCUACCAAAGAAUGUAUAUAUCAAGUAUUGAAAGGACUGAACUACAUACAUAGUCAGAAUGUUGUGCACCGAGAUGUUAAACCAGAAAAUAUUUUAUUGUCAGCCAAUGGUGUAAUCAAGAUCUGUGACUUUGGCGUGUCCCGUAUGUUUUGUUCAGACCGAACACUAGAUCUGAGCACUGAAAUAGGCACUGUCUGGUACCAAGCCCCAGAAAUGCUGAUGGAAUCAACAAAAUAUGAUGCUACUGUAGACAUUUGGUCAGUUGGUAUUUUGUUUACGGAAUUGAUCAACAAGAUGCCUCUUGUCACUGAAGACACAAUUAUCAGUCAAUUAUAUGGAAUUACAAAAAUACUGGGUAAUGAAAACUGUGACUUGACAGUUUUAGAUAAGUAUUUACGCAAACACGGUUUUAGCCUUAAUUUAGAGGCUAGCUAUGCACCGCUGUCUCAAUCUUAUACAAUCUCAAAAACUGCCGUGGCACUUCGAAAAGUGUAUACCUGGUGGCCAACAUACCUGAUGGAAAUAGUGACAUAUUGUCUGCAGUUUAACCCAAAUAACCGCAAAAAUGCUGCACAAUUACUAGACAUGAAGUUUUUCACUGCUGGAACAUUCUUAUUACGCUUUAAUAAAGAGCUGAAAAUCAAACUGGAAAAUGACAAUGCAAGAUACCAAUAA
This is a messenger RNA of Rhopalosiphum padi (bird cherry-oat aphid), 978 nucleotides long. Its product is annotated as cyclin-dependent kinase-like 2. Gene Ontology annotation, biological process: protein phosphorylation. Gene Ontology annotation, cellular component: nucleus. Lineage: Eukaryota; Metazoa; Arthropoda; Insecta; Hemiptera; Aphididae. Gene Ontology annotation, molecular function: ATP binding; cyclin-dependent protein serine/threonine kinase activity. The transcript is spliced from 3 exons. The record is from RefSeq and is a predicted model, not a curated record. The coding region runs from base 1 to 978 and encodes 325 amino acids.